AUGCCUCGUCAAUGUGAUUUAUGUGGCUCUGCCAAUUUAAAUGUGGACCCUCAAACAGAAGUUGCCUGCUGCAUUUCUUGCGGCUGUAUUACAGAAAUCUCUACUUGCCCCGAGAAACUCAAUAAAACAACUGAAAAAGUUGAUAAGGAUCUACUUUUCGAGCCAAUGACUACAAGCAUUGAUAAAAAGGCAAAUGAAUACAAUAUACAAACAAUUUUAUGCCGUACUAAUCAAUAUAAUACGCUUAGUUCUGAGGAGUCAGAUGCAGCAUUACAAAUGGCUGAUGAGCUAUUAGUACAUAUCUCUAGAGAAGAGUCGCUAGGGAUUGCCGCUGCUGUUUGCUAUUACGCAUCGAAACAUAGAAGACGCGCUGUACUUAUGUCUGACUUUGCUGAAAAACUUGGUAUACCAAAACAAUCGAUGGUAAAAACACUCCUAAAAAUACCCAACUACAAGAUGGAUUACACCGAAGACGCAUUUAGUCCUUUGCAUCAGGUUGAAUAUAUUAUGAGAGAACCUUUUCAAAAAAUAUUGGAAGUAUAUUCCAAACUUGCGGAGCCCUUCAAGAUACGGCAUUUAGUGAAUCUACGUAUAUCUGAUCCAAAAGUACGACCUAAGCUGAUAUCUAUCCUGAAAGUAAUUAUUGAAUACGAGCAAAAUAUUGGGCGACACUCUCGUCCUUUUGUUGGAGCUGCUCUGCUAUUAGUAACCCACAGCCUAAUGGUUCACAUAUUGCAGCAGGCAAGAAUCCCAAAGUACUCGCGAAAAACAGCCGUAUUAAACGCAACAUUAUUUAUGCCUUUGAAAGAUUAUUCGCAAACAAUUAAGUGUGCACCAGCUACACUCAAACUCAGAUUGAAUGAAAUAACCGCUCUACUCGCUGAAUAUGCCAACGAUAUUACAUGGCUGAAAAACCAGAAGAUUAAUUCAAAAAAUUUAUACAGAUACCUGGAUGAUAUAAUUGAUUUCAAACAGAUAAAUCAUCCAGGGAAACAAUUGUUUCCACCUACAUCAGCAAAAGAAAUACCUGCAUUUGCGCGCUCAGAACUAUCACGUAGGAAAAGGAAAGAGCAAAUCGAUGAAGCACUAAAAUGUAUCGAUAAUGAAUUGGAAGAAGAUCAGCUUAGUCCCGAAGCUGGACUUUUGCUAAUCCUCUUGAGGGCUGGAUACACUCAAUCCUUUCUCGAAAACAUCUCUGAUAAGAACAUUAGGCAGUACGUAGACAACGUACUUAACAAAGAAGAAACGUGCGAUACAUCGGAUACACUUAUAGAGUGUUGA
Molecule: messenger RNA, 1281 nt
Organism: Phycomyces blakesleeanus NRRL 1555(-)
Lineage: Eukaryota; Fungi; Mucoromycota; Mucoromycetes; Mucorales; Phycomycetaceae
Exons: 2
Coding region: 1-1281 (426 amino acids)
Source: RefSeq, a predicted model, not a curated record